AUGUUCAAAAGCGUUUUACAAGAGCACAAUGGCAGGAAGGCGGAGUUGAGGAGGCAGGGUGACAAGGCAAGGAUCGCGGCGAUCAGCAGCGCCGAAGCUCUGACAUCAAGUCUUGUGGAAGCAGUGGACUCCGAAGUUUCCAAGGCUUUCGAGCUGGAAAAGCUGCUCAGCAAGGAGGCCAAAGAGGCGCGCGCAUUGGCUGUCAAAUUCAAGGACCAGACCAGCAGCUGGAUUGCUGCAGCGCGCAGGGCUGACGCCGUGCUGCGAGAGUUUGGGGACGCGGAGAAUUACCUGAGGGUGAUUGAGGGGGACAUGCGCGAAGUGGUGCGCAUGCUGCAGCAGCUCAGCGCAGCCGCCGAGGCCCGCCAACGGCCCACAACGGGCACUGCAGCCGCUGCCACAAUGGCUUCCAAUGCAGACAGCGUGCCCGGCCGGGCAGAGGGACUGCCCUAUCGGGCACAGAGCGCUGGGAGUCGGGCAGGCGGGCAGGCCACAUCGGCGCAAGAGCUGCCCGGCCGGGCAGUUUGCGCGGUCAGGCGGGCAGCUGCGGGCUGCCCGGCGCUGCGCAGGGCCUGGGCAGCGCUGAGCCGCGAUCUCCUGGCGCUGCUGACGAGGCUGCGGCCGGCGAUUAUGUUAGAUUAUGUAACCCACGUGCCUGAACAGGAGCUGUGCAGCCUCGUGCAAGAAGUCGCUUCCCUCGUGCCCCGGGCCCCAGGCACCGAAGGUGUGGAGCUAUUUGUUGCUGAGCUGGACGGUUGCUGUUACAUACUGCGGCCAGACCUGGUCCUGGAGAGGGCAAGGGACAGCAGUGCAGUGCGGUGGAUUGCAUUUGCCGAGGAGGGGCACUCGACUCGCUGCCACUGGGCCACCGAUGUACAGUCUGAGAUCGUGCACGGGCGGCUCGUGGCAGUGGCAGAGCAGCUGCGGCAAUUUUGCGCAAGCGGUUGCGAGGAUCGUGUCUUUCGCCUGGGGUCUUGUUCAGGCAUGCCCAGUGCGCCCAUAAUGCCCAGCCUGAGUGGGUGGCUGCUGGGCUACCCAGUGGCCUAUUUAGUGGACGCUGCCAAUGUUGGCGCUGCCGCCAGCUGGCUCUCCUCCGCUGACCUGGCGCUGCACAGCGUCAUCAUUGCUUGCCCGCUGCUGCAGGAAGCUGUUGGCAAGGCAGGCAGCCUCAGCGCAUCCAGCCGCGCUGACCUGGACGUACUCUGCAGCUUCACCGUGCCUGCGGAACUCCUGUCCAAUGGGGACAGUGAUGUCAAACUCCACCUGCAAAAUUGGGUGCAAGGACUUUGCCAGGGCACGAAUGGAGGCAGCGCGCCGAACCAGGAUGCUCGUAGCUUGUUGGGGACUUUGUGGGGCCCUGUCAGAGUGGAGGUAGAUGUGUCCAGGCACCACGUGGUACUGUAG
Molecule: messenger RNA, 1404 nt
Organism: Coccomyxa subellipsoidea C-169
Lineage: Eukaryota; Viridiplantae; Chlorophyta; Trebouxiophyceae; Coccomyxaceae
Exons: 9
Coding region: 1-1404 (467 amino acids)
Biological process (GO): endosomal transport
Cellular component (GO): BLOC-1 complex
Source: RefSeq, a predicted model, not a curated record